This is a messenger RNA of Candidula unifasciata, 215 nucleotides long. The record is from the annotation of a GenBank genome assembly. NCBI's taxonomy places the organism in Eukaryota, Metazoa, Mollusca, Gastropoda, Stylommatophora, Geomitridae.
UCUGUUUGGCUUGUCCUGCGUAAAGUGUUCCCUGCAGUUCAAACGUGAGCAAGACUGGAUGCGGGUGGCAGGACAGCAUCGAUACCACAUCGCCUGUUUCCUCUGCAAGAUAUGCAAGCGACAGCUCGGCAACAAUGAAAAAUAUCACCUGGUCAACGGAACAGACAUCUACUGUACCAACCAUUACCGGGACAUGGUCAACGGCGAGAGUUCAG